Gloeophyllum trabeum ATCC 11539 is the source of this 1149-nucleotide messenger RNA. RefSeq lists its product as uncharacterized. The transcript is spliced from 8 exons. Gene Ontology annotation, cellular component: cytoplasm. Lineage: Eukaryota; Fungi; Basidiomycota; Agaricomycetes; Gloeophyllales; Gloeophyllaceae. Gene Ontology annotation, biological process: protein arginylation. The record is from RefSeq and is a predicted model, not a curated record. Bases 1 to 1149 code for a protein of 382 amino acids. Gene Ontology annotation, molecular function: arginyl-tRNA--protein transferase activity.
AUGGAGUAUCGACUUCGCUCAUUUUAUUUCAUCAGGCUGGAUGCACUGAAUUUCAAACCCUCAAGAAGCCAGAGGAAGGUGAUCUACCGAUGGAGUCGAUUUAUCAUGUACGGAAACGUCCCGGAGUCCGACAGGAUGCUCUCUGAAGAUGAAAGCCAGGAAGCAGCCACUGUGCCUGGGUGCCUCGCACCAACGCUACAUGCCCUCGAGCACCGACCAAACCGGCCGCGAAAGGCGCACAAGUUCGAGGUCUUCCUCGAAUCCCCAAGCUACACCGCCGAGAAAUACCAGCUCUACGAAGCCUACCAGGCCCAAGUGCACGGCGACACCCUCAACCUGCCCUACCUCUUCUACCGCUUCCUGGUCGAGUCCCCCCUGCUCGUAGGUAAUCCCCUCUCUGCACAGGAUCACAGCGAACCCACACCCCCGGCCUCGAGCCAGACCGCGGCGAUCCCAUACCCCGCGCCCGCGCCUGCGCACCUCCCGCGGCAGUACGGGUCAUACCACCAGCUGUACCGCCUCGACGGCAGGCUGAUCGGGAUGAGCGUGCUCGAUAUCCUGCCCGGCUCCGUGUCGAGUGUGUACUUCGUGUAUGACCGCCGGUGGGUCAAGUACUCGCUCGGGAAGCUCAGCAUAAUGUACGAGGCUGCCCUGGUCCAGGAGAUGCACCAGGCGGGCCUCCCGAAUAUGGAACACCUGCACCUAGGUUUGUUUAGAUCAAUCAACCUAUUCCCCAGUGCCGCUUACAACAGGACGCUGUUUCGGUCGGAAGGCUUCUACAUCCAUUCGAACCCCAAAAUGAAGUACAAAGGCGAGUACAGCCCCACAUAUCUGCUGGACCCAGAGGAGCUCAGUUGGCAUCCCGUACCUGAAUGUUUGCCCCUUCUAGAGCAAUACCGGUACGCCUGCUUUUCACAUCCAGAACACUCUUUAGCAGGGCCGGACGACCCGGGGGAACUACCCAUUUCCACGCCCUCAGACGAAAGUCUGGAGGAAAUUCGAUUCGCGAAACUAACAGACGGCGAGGCAGAAGUCAUACCCAUCAAAAGCUCAGAGGCCUGGGCAGAUGCGAUAUUCCUAAGACCAACCUUCGCUGCCACGAUACAAGACUUAGGCGUCGAGUUAGCCAAGGAGCUGGUCUUCCAUUAG